This is a messenger RNA of Drosophila eugracilis, 2556 nucleotides long. RefSeq names its product augmin complex subunit dgt5 (gene dgt5). The coding region runs from base 387 to 2444 and encodes 685 amino acids. The record is from RefSeq and is a predicted model, not a curated record. The transcript has 5 exons. NCBI's taxonomy places the organism in Eukaryota, Metazoa, Arthropoda, Insecta, Diptera, Drosophilidae.
CAUUUAAAUGUAUAAAAACUUAUCAAAUAUGUUGUAAACAUAAAUAAAUAUUAUUAUUUCGGAAGAAUACUGGUUCCCUUUAUAGUGACCGAAAACUAAGCUAAUUUGGACUUAUAUGUUAUAAUGUAAAUAUGUAGCAAUUAGAAACAAAGUUACUUGUGGGAUUAAUAACAAUCUUAAGGCAGAAAAGAUUUAAAUAAUUUAAAUCUAAGUUCGUACUUUUAAAAAAAAUGAACAGAAGAUUAAAUUUAAAUGACCGUUAAUGAAGCUGCCAACUUGUAAAGAAAUCGCAGAAAGUUGCCAGCUCUGUCUGAUUUGCUUGUGUUUGUGAAUGCCCGGUUUAAACAACUGCGCCUUUUUGCAAAGAAUCGAAUUAAAUAGGAAACAUGACUUACCAAGAGAAAAUCGCAGAUUUUAAGAACUGGGCCACCAGCCUGGGCUGUCCGCCCACUUCUAUACCCACCGAUGAUGCGCUCCGAAGGAUUUUCAAGUCAGGCUCGAGUUUGCUUCUCAACCAGCUGCAAUCCCGAAUACAUCCGGUGGAAUAUGUUCGUGAGGUGCGUGAGAACCUGUUGAUUGCCCAAGUAGCCCGGUAUAAGGAUAAGAUGGCACCGCUGGCUUCACGGAGUUUUCAGCCACCGGAGCUUCAGAGGUACCAUAAAAUACAGGAGCUUAAGAAGCACAAGGAGAAGGUGGAUCAGCAACUGGCGGACACCAGAAAGGAAUACCAAAAACAAUCCGUCAGCAUUAAGGCUAAGAACAUUCAAACCAUCAGUGCUGAGAACCGAAAGCAGCUUCUCGAAUCUAAAUGCAAUAUCCUUGAGCUAAAGCUGGAAUCGCUCAACAAGAACUACGACCAGGAGCUGAACAAUAAAUCCCAAAUUCUGGCCAACACGCCCGUCAGGCUCAGUUCCAAGAAUGCCAGUGAGGUGCAGGCGACCCGGGCCGUGGAGCAGGCACUGAAACAGCUGGAGACCUUCUACGGAAUGUGUGAUGAUGGCAAUUCGGUACACAGUUUACCAGAUGCCAAGCAGCGCCUUUGGAAUGAAAUGAGGACCACCUUUGCCGAUAUUCCCAACGCCUUGCUCUUGAACGUCAUAAUGAAGAUCAAGGAGGAGCAACUGCAAAACAUAAUGCAUCUGAAUGAAACAAAGAACAAAUGUGCUACGUCCAAGCCACCAUUGAAUAACUACGAGGUGAAGUUGUUAAAAACAAAAGCCGAUAUGCUGGGUCUGGCGGCCAAAUUCUUCGGGGCCCAAAAAGAGCUGGAAAAGAAUGAGGAACGCUUCUGUAGAGACUACAGCGUCUUUGUGGAUAAGCUGCAAACGAAGGUGUAUAGCUUCAACGGGAUAAGCUUAUGCGAUGAAGAGAAUGCCGAUGAACUAAUAAGCGACUAUCUAGUGCAAUACAAUAUGCGCAAUUUUAAUCGCGCCCAAAACGAAUUUCUGCGCGACCAGAUCGAGCAACUGCGUUUGGAGCUUGAUGCUGGCGCAAAACAUCUCGAAAACCACGAUUUAAAGCUUGGUUCUGUGAAACAGGUUUAUGGUGACAUCAACGCCAGUAUCAAUCGCAUCCAGCAGGAUAUGAUGCAGCUGUCGCAGAUCAAAGAGAAGAUCCUCUUUUCGCGUAAUAUGAUGAAAAACCUUCUGGAUGACAUGCAGGCGGCCACACAAAAGCAAAACGCCAAGUCUCAGCUAAUGAGCACUAAGCUAAAGGUCAGCAAUAUGUCUAUGCUGGGAUCGGAGAGCUUCUGCCUGGCAAACGAUAGCGUGUUCUCCAGCACUAAGGUCGAGUUUGAUGGGAAUUGCAGCACAAUCAACUCAACUAUGCGUCGCAGCUUCGACAACAAAACUAUGAUGCCGGGAGGAGCAGCUUCCACCACACUGAUGGUUGCAUCCGGGGCCACUGUACCCUCGCACUUGCUGGAACUGAAUACCUUUUUGGAAAUUCCGUUGGAGAAGUUCAAUUGCAUGCCACGUGCCUGCUCCUUCCUGUUGUCGGCCAAUCCACUCAUUGUCGAGGCCCAGGAGCUAGCAUCCACUGUUCAAUUGGCACCCGGCUAUUUGCUAACACCCUUCGGCGCCUUGCAGGAAGUCCGUAAACGCAUUUUGUGGGCGUCGGCAAUUGCCGCACACUUGUCUGACUUGAAAUUGAAUUUGCAGCCGUUAAUUGUUGAUCCGCAUGAUUUGAGACUGAAGGCGAGCCGGCAACACGAGGAAAUUGACCAAUUGCUGGACAAUCUGAUGGCCAUUGGGGUGAAGACCCAAUUGCAGCUGGAAAAGGCCGAGCGCAUCUACCACUUCCUACUUGAGAAUCCUUUGCGUCGUUAUGUCCCUCCUGGAAAUCUAUAUAAAAAUGGCAGCUAUGCUGACUACGAAGCCGAGUUUAAUCUCUAUUAUCGUAUGGUCACCAACGGGGGUUCGUCUAGGACCCAGCCUAAUUAAGUCUGUUAUUAAUUCUAUGAUCACUGCAUCGUUCUCAUUUACAAACUUGUAUUAUUACAUUAAUUUCUUGUUAAAUACUGAAAUGAAAACAGUUCCUUGUAUGUUUUUCUUA